Molecule: messenger RNA, 462 nt
Organism: Fusarium vanettenii 77-13-4
Lineage: Eukaryota; Fungi; Ascomycota; Sordariomycetes; Hypocreales; Nectriaceae
Exons: 1
Coding region: 1-462 (153 amino acids)
Source: RefSeq, a predicted model, not a curated record
AUGUCGGUCGACGAUCUCCAAGGCAGGAUUGUCCUUGCUUCCAUCAGGGAGACCAUUAAUGCACCGGCAAACGAGAUCUGGCCUUUCCUCUCUGCCAUUGGUGCGGAGAGAAUCCUUAUUCCGGGCUGUACUCGGUCAUCUAUCCUCAAGGGCCACGGAAAAGAUGCUGUGCGACGUGUCUACUUUGGCGAUACCUUCUUCGACGAGAAAAUCCUAGAGUGCGACUCCAUGACAUACAAGUUAACGUAUGAAGUUGUCGAACCAAACUCAAGCCCGGCCACUGGUGUUUUGGCAGCUGCCCAACUCCACCCUUCGGAGUCCGAUGGAACAACUAUCAUCACAUGGGUAUCGGGCGCAAACACUGUGCCAUACGAGUAUAAGGCUGUCCUUGAAGAGCAGGCGUUGGGCUUCUGCAAGGGGCAGGUGGAGUCCCUGCGGAGAUUGACGACGUCGACGAAGUGA